CAGGCAGAAUGAAUGGUGAUGUUCUCAUGAAUAAAAAUGAUUAUUUUCAAAUUUUUUUUUAGUUUAAAAUUUACAACAUGUUAUACGCUAUAAAAAUAUUGUUUAUACUUGGAGUAUGUUUCUCUGUUUCGUGUUUGGCAAAGCCGGGAAAAGGAAAGAGUAAAGGAAAGGGAAAGCAUUGUCUCUACAAUCCAUGUCCGCGAGGCAAAAUAUGCCACAUAAACGGAAAAUGCAUCGGUAAACCUUUUCCUUUGCCGCAUCCUUGCGCAAACAAAUACUGCCCACCUAAAAAAGUUUGCAAACUUGGAAAAUGCGUUUGCGAAACAGGUGUGGAAAUCGCUGGAAAAUGCUUGCUACUGCCAAGGUAUUGCCCGUAUGUUCCUUGUGGAAAAGGGAAAAAAUGUUUCAAUGGAAAGUGCAUUGAUUCUGACUCGUGUUAUAUUCACGGAUGCAACCCAGGCAAAGUUUGCAAAAACAAUGUGUGCGUAUGCAGAACUGGAUAUGACUACAACGGAAGAUGUUCUCGAUGCCCAGUUCCGAAAAUUCCCAAGCGAUGCCCAACGAGUUGCCCGGCGACUUGUAAAAACCCAAAACCUUCAUAUUGCACAAAAGAAUGUGACCUCAGCAGAAAAUGUGUAUGUCCUCCCGGUUUGGUACAAAUCAGCAAAUCUAAUGAUAAAUGCGUUCGACCAAGCAGUUGCAAAAGAAGUUGUGGCAACAAAAUUUGCCCCGCCGGUUUCAAAUGUCUUGCUGGAUUAUGUGCACGUCUUGUAGUUUCAUUAUGUCCAUAUAGCUGUCCGACAAAUAAACACUGCGUUGGUGGACUUUGCGUAUGCUUGCCUCCUUACUUCUCGUAUAACGGACGGUGCAUAAAACCUUGUUGGAACAAUCACUGUCCUCUGCACAGUUCUUGCUACAACGGAAAGUGUGUUUGUCACGCUGGAUACAUGAAACAUGAAGGAAGAUGUUAUGCUAUACCAACAUGUGACAGAAUCCAUUGCCCAUAUGGAUACUAUUGCACAAAGGGAAAAUGCAUACCAAGCUGUACAGCAGUCCACUGUCCACAUGGGCAUUCUUGCAAAAAUGGAAAGUGCAUACCGGUGAGUUGCGACACAAUAAGCUGCCCACAUGGACACAUCUGUGAAUAUGGACAUUGCAAACCGGUGAGUUGCGACACAAUAAGCUGCCCACAUGGACACAUCUGUGAAUAUGGACAUUGCAAACCGGUGAGUUGCGACACAAUAAGCUGCCCACAUGGACACAUCUGUGAAUAUGGACAUUGCAAACCGGUAACUUGCGACACAAUAAGCUGCCCACAUGGACACAUCUGUGAAUAUGGACAAUGCAAACCAAGCUGCUCAGCAAUUCACUGUUCAUACGGGCAUACUUGCAAAAAUGGAAAGUGCAUACCGGUAACUUGCGACACAAUAAGCUGCCCACAUGGACACAUCUGUGAAUAUGGACAAUGCAAACGAAUCUGUCCGAGCUUCAAGUUGUACACUGAUUGCGCAACCAGUUGCCCGAAAACUUGUGAUAAUCCUAAUCCAUCAAUUUGUACAACUGUAUGCCGACCAGGCGUACAGUGUGUUUGUCCUGAUGAUAUGUAUGAAAAGGGCGGUUCAACAGGAAUUUGCGUUGCAAAGACCCAAUGUAAAAGAUAUUGUGGAUGGAAAUGGUGUCCCCCACACAGCAUAUGUGCUGGUGAUCGUUGUAUAUGCACUGGUCAGGGUCCACAUUUUGGGUGUGAAUAUUGAUCAAUUUGUGAAGUACACAAUUUCAAGGAUGCUUGUGGCAUACCCAUUGACUAUAACUAUUUUAGUUAUAGAUUCUGUAUUUUAUGUCCGAUGCUUAAUUCCUUAUGAACUUCUUUUUGAAAGCUGAUUAAUUUUUUCUGUGUGAUUUACAGUUUGAAUUUGGAUAAAUGUACCACUAAAUAAAUUCUGAGAGCGCA
This is a messenger RNA of Styela clava, 1951 nucleotides long. The record is from RefSeq and is a predicted model, not a curated record. Lineage: Eukaryota; Metazoa; Chordata; Ascidiacea; Stolidobranchia; Styelidae.